Messenger RNA from Siniperca chuatsi (mandarin fish), 2061 nucleotides. RefSeq names its product nedd8 activating enzyme E1 subunit 1 (gene nae1). Gene Ontology annotation, molecular function: NEDD8 activating enzyme activity; ubiquitin activating enzyme activity. The coding region runs from base 70 to 1671 and encodes 533 amino acids. The record is from RefSeq and is a predicted model, not a curated record. Gene Ontology annotation, biological process: protein ubiquitination; ubiquitin-dependent protein catabolic process; DNA damage response. Lineage: Eukaryota; Metazoa; Chordata; Actinopteri; Centrarchiformes; Sinipercidae. The transcript has 20 exons. Gene Ontology annotation, cellular component: cytoplasm; nucleus.
UGUUUGUGUCGAAUCUGUGGUUUAGGAGAUUAUAAUGCGUCUAUAGACGUCACUCGUUCGAAAGCUACCAUGGCAGCUACCAAAGCCUCCAAAGAACAGAAAUACGACAGACAACUCAGACUGUGGGGUGACCAUGGUCAAGAAACACUGGAGAAUGCACACGUUUGUCUCAUCAACGCCACAGCAACUGGAACAGAGAUACUGAAGAAUCUAGUACUUCCAGGUAUUGGAGCAUUCACCAUAGUUGAUGGACACACAGUUUCUGGGGAAGAUGUUGGAAACAAUUUUUUCCUUAGCAACAGCAGCAUUGGAAAGAACAGAGCACAGGCUGCCACUGAGCUGCUACAAGAACUUAACAGUGAUGUCUCUGGAAACUUUGUCGAGGAGAGUCCAGACAAGCUUCUGGACAAUGAUCCAGAGUUUUUCCACAGGUUUACCAUAGUCAUUGGUGUCCAGUUGUCAGAAAGCACAUGUUUGAGGCUAGGCUCAGUUCUGUGGAGUGCGUCUGUACCUUUCCUAGUCUGUAAAACCUACGGCCUUAUCGGCUACAUGAGACUAGCGGUGCAGGAGCAUACAGUGAUUGAAUCUCACCCAGACAAUGCCUUGGAGGACCUGAGGUUAGACCAGCCUUUUGCAGAAUUCAAAAACCACAUUCAGUCCUACGAUCUUGACAGCAUGGACAAGAAGGAUCACAGUCACACACCAUGGAUUAUUGUUGUUGCUAAAUACCUGGAGAAAUGGCUCAGAGAGCACAACUGUCAGCCACCGAAAAAUUACAAGGAGAAAGAGGCCUUCAGGCAGUAUAUUCGAGAAGGGAUCCUGAAGAAUGAGAACGGUGUCCCAGAGGAUGAAGAAAACUUUGAGGAAGCUAUUAAGAAUGUCAAUACUGCUUUAAAUCCAACCAAGGUUCCUAGUGCUGUUGAAGACCUCUUCAAUAGUGAGCAGUGUAACAACAUUACAUCACAGACCCUGUCCUUCUGGGUGAUGCUGCGAGCUGUCAAGGAGUUUGUUCUCAAUGAAGGCAAUGGAAGCCUACCUGUACGGGGAACCAUCCCAGAUAUGAUCGCAGACUCUCAGAAGUUCAUCAACCUUCAAAAUGUUUACAGAGAAAAGGCCAUGCAGGAUGCAGCAGCUGUUUCUAAGCAUGUAGAAGGUCUAUUGCAGUCUAUUGGAAAGCCACCAGAGACCAUCGCUGAAAAGGACAUCAAACUAUUCUGUAAGAAUUCAUCCUUUUUGAGGGUGGUGCGCUGCAGAUCUCUAGCUGAAGAAUAUAGUGUGGAUUCAGUAAAUAAAGAUGAAAUCACCUCAUGCAUGGACAAUCCAGAUAGUGAGAUGGUCUUCUACGUCAUGCUUCGUGCUGUUGAUCGCUUCUAUCAGCAGCACUCCCGCUACCCAGGAGUUUAUAACUACCAGGUGGAGGAGGACAUCAGCAAACUGAAGCUGUGUGUCAACAGCCUACUGCAGGAGUACAGCCUCAACGUCAACAUCAAAGACGAUUACAUCCAUGAGUUCUGUCGAUAUGGUGCAGCAGAGCCACACGCAGUUGCUGCAUUUUUGGGAGGAUGUGCUGCUCAAGAGGCCAUCAAGAUCAUCAGCCAUCAGUUUGUGCCCUUCAACAACACUUUCAUUUACAACGCAAUGUCACAGACCUCUGCUACCGUACAGUUGUGAAUUCAGUUGCUGAUCCUGAGUUUGCUUACAGAAAUAUCAGAUAAAAUAGAGCAAGAUCAAAAGAGCCAUUUACCAAUUUUCUUUAAUGACUCUAAACCAUAAACUGCACAUCAGUCUUUUGAAAGAAGGAAGAAAGAUUGCAUUUUUAUCACAUUGGAAUAGGAUAACUGCCCAGAUGUGUGCACCUAAACCUAAAAAUGCUUCUCAUGCAGAAGAUCAGAGGUCGGGACUCUUUAGACUAAAGGUUCUACCAAACAUAGAGCCUUGCCUUUUUCUGUAAAGUUUUUGAAGGGGAAGAAAUCAGGACAGCACCCGCAGAGGAUUUCUUCAAACUUUUUUUUUUUGUGGCUGACAUUAAACAAAGCAGGAAAUAAAACUAGCAAAUUCAAA